This is a messenger RNA of Talaromyces proteolyticus, 8151 nucleotides long. RefSeq lists its product as uncharacterized. The transcript has a single exon. The record is from RefSeq and is a predicted model, not a curated record. Lineage: Eukaryota; Fungi; Ascomycota; Eurotiomycetes; Eurotiales; Trichocomaceae. Gene Ontology annotation, biological process: fatty acid biosynthetic process. Gene Ontology annotation, molecular function: phosphopantetheine binding; 3-oxoacyl-[acyl-carrier-protein] synthase activity. Bases 1 to 8151 code for a protein of 2716 amino acids.
AUGACUGGUAUAUCCGAGCUCGAUAAUGACUCCUACGAAUCAACCAUUUUCCUUUUUGGUCCGCAUGUCGGCAACUUCACUAAGCAGUCAGUGGAGAAGCUGAUCCGGCCGUUCUCUCAAAGUGUUCACAGAACCUGGAUCCUAGAUACCAUUUCUGGUCUGCCAAAGUAUUGGGACGUCCUCACUGACAAGAUGCACAACAUGGCUGGCACAAUUCCAGGCCGCCGUCAACUAGCCUGUCUGGACCAGUGGCUUCGGCACAGCACGGUCGACAUCGACAUGACACAAGAUGAUGGAAACCUGCCCAGUAUAGUGAUAGGCCCGCUAGUGGUAUUCAUACAACUCACUCAGUACUGGCGCUAUCUGGAGCUCAAGAGUACUGACGACCUAGGAGAGGCGGCCGAUCUGCAGGCGGAUCUGGUCCUACGCCAGAAGCAGAAAGGUGGCCCGAAAGUCGAGUCUCUGGGCUUCUGCGCCGGGCUACUAGCCGCCAUGGCCGUCGCCAGCGCCAGUAACCGGGAGGAGUUCUAUAAGUAUGGCGCCGUAGCGGUACGAUUGGCCAUGCUAAUCGGUGCACUGAUCGAUGUCCAAGAAGCGUGGGACAAAGGCCACGCGAAGGGCGGUUCUGUGUCAUAUGCGAUAGCAUGGCGUGGCCAGAAGCAGGCCGAUGAGGUGACGCGCAUAGUCGAGAGUCUGUCACCCAAUGCCUAUCUCGCUGUUCUGUAUGAUGAGGCCCGCGCCACGGUGACCACGUCGCAGCACACGGCUCCUCUUCUCCUGAAUCGACUCCGGGCUUCUGGUAUCACGGCUGCCGAGAUUGGUAUCAAAGGCCACAUCCAUAGUCCGGAGCCGGAUAGGAAACACCAUGCAGACCUGCUCAUUGACAUGUGCAAGACUUUUGUCGAUCUGCAGUAUGUUGAUGCAGCCUCCUUCGCACUUCCGACCUACAACAACCAGGCUGAGAGUAGACCUCUGUCGCGAGAUGCCGGCAAUGUGACCGAGAUGGUUCUCCGCGCCAUCCUGGUGGAGCAGUGCAACUGGUAUGGCACUUUCUUGGCCGUAACCAAAGGCAAGAAGCCUUUUGUCGUAACUUUCGGCCUUGAGCGCUGUGUCCCGCCAACUUUGAUGCGGAGCAUCGGAACUCGACAGGUGCACUUUGAAGAUUUGGCGGAUAAGAACAUGAUACCAGGGGCCCCUCCGAGGGCAGUGCUUGAUAUCCAACUGGAAACACAGCCGCGACAUGCGGGUGCACAACCAAUCUCAGAUCUAGACGUCGACAAAAACACCAUUGCGGUUAUUGGCAUGUCCGUCAAAACAGCCGGGGCCGACGACCUGGCCGAGUUUGCCGAGAUGCUCAAGACAGGUCAGUCACAGCACGAGUUGAUCACCAGGGAGCGGCUGAUGCACGACAUGCUAUUUCGCGAAGCACCAGAUAGCGAUCCUUCCCGCAAGUUUUACGGCUGCUUCUUCCGGGACGCCGACGCAUUUGAUCACAAAUUCUUCAAACGUAGCCCGCGUGAGUCAGCCGCCAUGGAUCCGCAGAGUCGUCUGGUUCUACAGGCGGCGUACCAGGCUGUCGAGCAGUCCGGAUACUUCACAGAGACGACAAAUUCGGAGUCUAACGGCCGCGAUAAGAUGCAUGUUGGCGUCUAUCUGGGUUCGUGUGGAGUUGACUACGAGCAUAACAUUACCUGCCACGAGCCCAAUGCCUUCACGGCAACAGGAGCACUAAAGAGUUUCAUCACAGGCCGGGUAUCACACUACUUUGGCUGGACUGGCCCAUGUAUGACAUUUGACACAGCGUGUUCGUCCUCAGCUGUGGCCAUCCACACGGCAUGUCGUAACCUACUGUCGGGCGAAUGCUCGGCAGCGCUGGCUGGUGGCUCCAACACAGUAACGAACAUGCUGUGGUUUCAGAAUCUCAGCGCCGGCAGUUUCGUCAGCCCAACGGGACAGUGUAAACCAUUUGAUGAUGGUGCUGACGGCUACUGCCGCGCUGAAGGUCUGGCGUUUGUGUUUUUAAAGAAGCUAUCGGACGCAGUGCGAGACGGUAAUCCUGUGAUAGCCACUAUCCCUAGCACUGCAGUGUACCAAAAUCAGAACUGCACCCCUCUAUUCGUGCCUAACGCACCGUCUUUAUCGUUGCUGUUUAGAGAUGUGAUGCGGAAGGCCAAGGUUACGGCGCGUGAUAUCUCACUAGUCGAGGCCCAUGGCACCGGAACGCCAGUUGGUGACCCAGCCGAGUACGAGAGCAUUCGAUUUGCUCUCGGAGGCCCUGGCCGUGACAAGAAGCUACCUAUCGGCUCCGUUAAGGGCCACAUCGGCCACACUGAAGGCGCGUCGGGUGUCAUCGCGCUUGUCAAGAUUAUCAUGAUGAUGCGCGGCGCUUUCAUUCCUCCACAGGCUAGCUUUACCAAGAUGAGCCGCAAUAUCGACGUGCGGCCAGAUGAUAUGAUCGGAGUGGUGACGAAGCUACAGCCCUGGGAAGAGGAACACAAGACUGCCCUCCUCAACAACUACGGCGCCUGUGGUUCCAACGCAAGCCUCAUAGUCACCCAACCACCUAAAUACUUAUUCGUGCCCAGACGCGGCAGUAAUCCUGAAGAGAAGCGGUAUCCCUUUUGGAUUGCAGGUCUUGACGCUAGGUCUAUCGCCGCCUACUCUGCCAAGUUGGGCCCAUAUUUGCGAUCGUGCCCCAAAGACACCGCACUAGCUGACAUUUCAUUCAACAUAAACCGGCAGUCCAACCGUGGUCUACAGCAGGGUAUCAUUUUCACCUGCCGCUCGGUAACCGAGCUGCAUGAAAAACUUGAGCAGACUGCUCGAAUUUCAAGUAAAGAAGACGCCCCAAAAGUAGGUAUCGUGCCAACAAAGGCCGAGCGGCCCAUCAUCCUGUGUUUUGGUGGUCAGAUGUCGCGAUUUGUCGGGCUGGACCGCAAUCUGUUUAAUAGCGCGGCCAUAUUGCGGCGACAUUUGGACGACUGCGAUGCUGUCGUGACUACCCUCGACCUGGACAGCAUCUACGCCUCCCCGGAUAUAUUCUCGCGGGAGCCGAUACGGGACACCGUGAAGCUGCAGACGAUGCUAUUUGCCAUGCAGUAUGCGUGCGCCAAGGCCUGGAUGGACUGUUGUGGUGGCACCAAGGUUGCCGCCGUCGUGGGCCACAGUUUUGGAGAAAUCACGGCACUGUGCGUGGCUGGUGUCCUCAGCCUGGAACACACUGUUAAGCUCGUAGCAUCAAGAGCCAAGCUCGUACGCGAUGCGUGGGGUAUCGAUCAAGGCGCCAUGAUGGCCCUCGACGCCGAUGAGGCGCUUGUCCACGAGCUCUUGCAAGAAGCGAAUCGUAGCUCGGACGGCUCUGCCAGCAUUGCGUGUUACAAUGGACCGCGCAGUUUCACCAUUGCCGGAUCGACCAGCGCUGUUGAUGCGGUGCAGGCUACAAUGACGUCUGACACCUCUAAGUUUGGGGCCAUCAAGAGCAGACGCCUCGAUGUGACCAACGCCUUCCACUCCGUCCUCGUCGAAAAGCUGGUUGAUGGUCUGGGCCAGGUUGGAAAGGGGCUGACCUUUCAUAAACCCGUCAUUCCCGUAGAGCGCGCAACUGAAACCCCUAUAGACGGAAACGAGAUAGAUUGGACUUUCGUACCACGACACAUGCGCGAACCUGUAUUCUUCAACCACGCCAUGCAGCGUUUGGCCAAGCAUCACCGACAAGCCAUCUUCCUCGAAGCUGGCUCCAACUCAACCAUUACCGUUAUGGCAGCCAGGGCCCUCGCCCAAAGCGAGAAUUCGUCGCCAGAUGGGCAUCACUUUCAAGCCGUUUCUAUUACGUCCGAGACAGGCUUCGAAGGACUGACAGAUGCCACUGUGGCACUAUGGAAACAAGGUCUACACGUUUCAUUUUGGGCACACCAUGCUCUACAAACGCGCGAGUACGCGCAUUUACUCCUACCGCCAUACCAGUUUGACAAGUCAUCGCGCCACUGGCUCCCGAUGAAGUCGGCCCGGGACGUGGUGAACCAGGCCGCGAAGGCCCUGGUGGCAGGGACCCAGCAGCAAUCGCAAGGAGAAGAUGUGCCUAUAGAUGCCAAAGCGCUGGGUCUGUGGCACUUUGUCGGCUACCAGGACAAGAACAACAAGAAACCGCGAUUCUGCAUCAACGUAGCGUCAGAAAAGUACAACAAAUUUGUCCUAGGCCACUUGAUUGCGCAGACGGCACCAAUCUGUCCCGGCACACUCGAGUGCGACAUGGUCAUUGAGGCGCUGUUUAGCCUGCAUCCGAGCUGGAAAGAGGAUGGCGUGCAGCCUGAGAUUCGCAACAUGGUGAACCACACGCCCAUCUGCGUAGACCCAACCCGCGUUGUGUACAUGGACAUGUCGGCCCUCGACAAGAAGCACGCGCAGUGGAGUGUCCACAUCUUUAGCGUCAGUAACGCCGAUGAGGUCCAGACGCACGCGGAGGCUCGCGUGUACAUGCGCCAGCCCACCGAUGCCUCCUCUCUGCAGGAGUUUGCGCACUUUGAGCGGCUCGUCAGCCACUCCCGGUGCCAGGAGCUGCUGGGCCUGCCCCUGGAUGCGGACGACGUCGAAGUGCUGCAGGGCCGCAACAUAUACCGAGCAUUCAACCCCAUAGUUGAGUACGCAGACAUGUAUCGCGGUGUCCGGUACCUCGUGGGACGCGGCAACGAGUGCGCCGGCCACAUCCAGCUGCCCAGGCGCCAUCGCGGCGAUACUUGGCUCGAUGUCCCCCUCAGCGAUAGCUUCAGCCAGGUCGGUGGCCUCUGGGUAAACCUGAUGACUGACCUGCCGCCUGGAGAUAUGUACAUCGCCACGGGGUGCGAAGUGUCUAUGCGUUCGUCGAAGGCUCCGCCUAGGGCCGAGACGGACGUGUGGCAUGUGUAUGCUCGCCAUUCGCGCCAGGGCGACAAGGCAUACAUGACGGACCUGUUUGUGUUUGAUGCUGCGACAGGGCUCCUUGUCGAAGUCAUGUUGGGCGUGCAGUAUGGGCGGGUGGCUAAGACGUCCAUGAGCAGGAUGCUUGCGCGCAUGACAACAGACGAGUCAGCGCUGCGGAACAAGGCUCCCGUCACCACUACACCCGUUUUCGUUCCUGCUGCGACUUCAGCUCUUGACGAGGUGAGCCCGACUGCCAAAAGAUUGAGCAAGGAGAGGAUGGAGAAGAAGGAAGACACGAACAAGCCAAAGAAGGAAAAGGCAGCUUCUGGCAGGCGGGACAUCACCGAGGACGUCCGCAACCUCGUGGCCAGCGUGUCGGGCAUCGAAGCCAGCGAGAUAGAACUUGACUCAGAGCUGGCCGACUUUGGCAUUGACUCUCUGAUGGGUAUGGAGCUGGCGCGGGAGGUGGAGCUGGCCUUCAAAUGCAAGCUGGACCAGGCCGAACAGAUGGACGCUACGAAUCUGCGCAAGUUUGUCGCGUGCGUUUCUAAUGCACUGUUUGGCGCAGAGAAUGUGGUCUCUGUGGAGGAUGUUGAGGUUACUGACGGCGAAGAGGAUGAAGAUGAUUCAUCCUCCACGGGCGAAGGAGGAGAGACAUGGUCUGAGCCCAGCCAGGACCGAGACUCCAGCAUCUACACGCCUCCUCUGCUAAAGGCUGAGCCUACUCCGCCCCUUACUACACCACCACUGGCGGCUGUGAGCAAUCUAACACUGUCCCCAUCAGACGUUCUCGAGUCCUUCGGCGAGGUCAAGAUGGCCACGGACAGCCUCAUGCACGAGCACGAGAUCGAUAAGACCGAAAAGACCUUCCUAGCCGGAAGUAGCCGCCUCUGCACGGCACUCAUCGUUGAGGCCUUUGACGAGCUAGGCUCACCCCUCCGCACCGCUAUAGGUGCACAGUUGCUUGAACGCGUGCCAUAUCUCCCGCAGCACCGCCGGCUUAUGGACUGCGUGUACGAAAUUCUGGAACACGAUGCUCGACUGAUUGACAUUGGUGUCGCGAGCGGCCAACUGACACGCACGAACAUAUCUGCCCCGCGCAAGACAAGCCAUGCCAUCCUACAGGAGCUGCUGGCUGCACAUCCACAGUUUGCCGUGCCGAAUCGCCUGACCUACUACGCAGGCAAACAGCUUGCUGGCGUUCUCAGUGGCAAGACGGACGGCAUCCGUGUGCUCUUUGGUAGCCCCGAAGGCCGGGAGUUGACGGCCGCUAUGUACUGCGAACACACAUUCAACCGCAUGAACUACAUUCAAAUGCGGAGUGUAGUUGGGGCUUUGGCCAAGCGCGUCCAAAACAGCAGCAGGGGCGAGAUAUUCAAGGUCCUAGAGAUGGGAGCCGGGACAGGAGGCACUACACUUAUUAUAGCCCCAUUCUUGGCAUCGCUGGAAGAGCAAGGCAUCAUGCGGGUGGAAUACACUUUUACGGACCUAUCGCCGUCCAUGGUCGCCAACGCACGCCGGCGGUUCAGCAAACUGUAUCCGUUUAUGCGCUUUGCCGUACACGAUAUCGAGAAGCCGGUUGCGGAAGAGCUAAGGGGGCAGCACCUGGUGCUUGCCAGCAACGCCAUCCACGCCACGCAUAGCUUGGUUGUCUCGGCGUCGAAUGUGCGCCAGGCCUUGCGGCCAGAUGGCUUCCUUAUGCUACUAGAAAUGACCGAGGUUGUCCCCUUUAUUGACCUUGUCUUUGGCUUGCUUGAAGGCUGGUGGCUGUUUGACGAUGGGCGGCAUCAUGCUGUUGUGCCGGCCGAACACUGGGAGCGCGAGCUGCAUGCUGCAGGCUUUGGGCAUGUCGACUGGACUGAUGGCCACUUGCCGGAGAAUGCCUUCCAGAAGGUGAUUAUUGCGAUGUCGUCGGGAACGCAGGGGCCUCGCUUGCCGAAGCCUGUCCCGAAGUCUACCCAGGAGCAUCAGCCUGAAGUCGCCGAGGCGGAUCGGCUUGUGACCAAGUACACGGAUGGCUGGGCCACGCGGAAACUGCAAGCCCUCAGUGUCCGAUGCGAAGAGACGAAGCUCAAUAACAAACAAGAGGGGGAGAAGAAGCUCAACAAGAUAGAUCUCGGCUCAGUGGUUCUGGUGACUGGCGCCACAGGAAGUUUAGGUUCGCACUUGGUGCAGAAGCUAGCCGAGAAUCCCACCGUUGCGCAGGUUGUGUGUCUCAAUCGCCGCAGCAACAGCGGCUCGUCGGUCCAUAAAAGACAACAAGAGGCAUUUCUGCGCAGAGGAAUUGUGCUGUCCCCAGGUGCACGCUCCAAGCUGCGUGUCCUGGAGAUGGACAUCUCCCAGCUGCAGCUGGGACUACCACCCCACGAGCAUGCCUGGCUUGUGCAACAUGGCACGCAUAUCGUGCACAAUGCGUGGCCCAUGAGCGGCACGCGCCCCCUCAGCGCCUUUGAACCACAGCUGCAGGCCAUGAGGAAUCUGCUUGACUUAGCGCGUGAUAUGGCCACCCGCAACGUCAUAAACCCCGUCCGUGUCGGCUUCCAGUUUGUCUCGUCUAUUGGUGUGGUUGGGUACGCAGGCGAGUUGCGUGUCGCCGAGCGCCGUGUACCGCUUUCCGCCGUCCUGCCCGGUGGUUACGGUGAGGCCAAGUGGGUGUGCGAGCGUAUGUUAGAUGAGACUCUCCAUAAGUAUCCCGGCCUCUUCAGGCCGAUGGUCGUGCGGCCAGGCCAGAUCGCUGGCUCGUCAAUCAGCGGGUUCUGGAACCCAAUGGAGCAUUUCGCCUUCUUGGUGAAGUCAGCCCAGGCCCUACGUGCAUGGCCUGACCUCGAUGGUGUGUUGCAAUGGAUCCCGGUUGACCGCUGCGCGGGCACGAUUGCAGAUCUGUUAAAGAUUGGCGAUGUAUCUGAUGCUUAUCCCGUCUACCACAUUGACAAUCCUGUCGGCCAGCAGUGGAAAGCAAUGUCACCUGUGUUGGCUGCUGCGCUUAACAUCCCGCAGCACGCCAUCAUUCCCUUCAAGAGCUGGAUCAAGCGCGUUCGUCGGUCGCCCCUUCUUCCGGAGACGGAGAACCCAGCCGCUCGCCUUGUUGACUUUCUCGACUGCCAUUUCGAGCGUAUGUCGUGCGGUGGACUAAUUCUAGAUACGACUAGAGCCAAGGAGCACUCUGAUACCUUGGCCAACGAGGGCCCCGUAAGUCCCGAGUUGGCACGUCUUUAUGUUACUGCUUGGAAAGAGAUGGGCUUUUUGGAUUCUUGA